Molecule: messenger RNA, 2886 nt
Organism: Pseudovirgaria hyperparasitica
Lineage: Eukaryota; Fungi; Ascomycota; Dothideomycetes; Acrospermales; Acrospermaceae
Product: SPO22-domain-containing protein
Exons: 6
Coding region: 1-2886 (961 amino acids)
Biological process (GO): regulation of synaptonemal complex assembly; meiotic cell cycle
Source: RefSeq, a predicted model, not a curated record
AUGGCGCCUAUGCUUCAAAACAAAAGCGCAAAGGACCAAAAGAUUAAAGCCCUACUAUCAUUUGCUCGGAGCCUCCCUGCACGCCUCGAAAACGACAUUUACAGCACCUCCAUUCGCAAUGACUUGCACAAACACGUCACAUCAGUCCCUCUGAACGUGUCAGUGGUUUCGGCGACGCAACAGCAGGAUCUGGACUCCAUGGGGACUGAGCUAUGGAACCUCUCCACUCGCAUGCACCGUGAAGGCAUGAGCACAGAAAAGGACAAACAGCGAACACUGUGUCUCCUCCGUGUAUUUGCCUUUCUUCUGCUUGACUAUGGGCAGCAGACUACGAAAUCGCGUUCAAUGGGCAAUAAUGCGGUCAGGGUAUUGAAGGUGGCACUGAAGGCAUCCAAGUUCUGUAUCGAAGCAGGGGAAUUGGAGCUCUCCUUAAAAGCUUUGGAAAGAGCGGCGGACUAUGUCAAUGCUUCAGAGAAGGCAGACGACCCGAUGUGUGAGCAAGGAAAUGUGCCCGCGAAAUUGAGAGUCGAGUAUUAUGCUAUUAGGAUAGCACUUGCGUGGAAGCAGUCACGUCUUGAUCUUGCGGAAAGUAUGUUUUCCAAGGGGGGGCAUCCAGUCGGGAGUCUCGACCCUGGUGCAGCCGAGAGCUUCGCCGACUUGCUAUUGGAGAUAGGGAAAGACUGUUUGUGUAGGAAACAAUAUGACUUAGCCGUGAGGUGGCUGGAAAGAUCGCACGACGUGCUCUCUGCGCAAGAUGUGGACCAGCUGAGCGCCGAUUCUGUAGAGCUCAGACUAAGUAUCCUACAAAGUCUUGUCAAGGCUCUCCACACAUUGAAUGAGAAUGAUUCCCGUCGCAGAGCUUGGGAUUUGUUACGUCUGAUGGAGUCCGACUUCACGGACAAAAUGGUAGUCUUGCUCUUGAAACUUGAGAUGAUGUCAACGGAAAGAAGCCCUGACACUGCCACCUACUCCAGCACACUCUUACGUAUGGUUCCAAGUCUCGUGAUAACUGACACCAACUUCAAAACUCUUAUGCAUCACAUACACUACUUGAAGAGUAAGGAUGAUACGAAAAGCGCUUGUACCGUCCUGGACGAGUUGAUUCUGCAAAGGCUUUGUGAACCGGAUCGACACAAAUAUCUGGAGAAGGCAUGCGUUACAAGAAUAUGGGUUGACUCCCAAACGCCUGACAGCGAUGAACAUUUUGCAUCAUUCUCGGUAUUUCUCGAUCUCAUCCGCAACAAUCUACAGCAGCCAUUCAGUGCGAUAGCAACACACGCAGCUCAGACUUUACUGUGGAGAAAGAUAGAGACAUCGUAUAGUCAGCAGCGAUAUGAGUCUUCGCGGACUUGGUGCAAUAUGUCCUUGCAUAAUCUUUUUGAGAAUGCUGGAGAGAUGAAUAAAGCAAAGAUUUCUCGAAAGAUGAUCCUCUGCUCCCUCGCCAUUCAAGACUAUGCAGAUGCUCGUCGUACUUUUUUUACAAUGACAGAGACCGGGAAGCUUGCCGGGAUCACGCAAUAUUUAAUGUACAAAGUCGCAUUACGCAGCAAUCAAGAAGAGCAAGCUAUCGAAUGUUUAGAGGCAGUUAGCAAGGCGUCGAACAAGGACGCCACCAUUCUCUAUGCUUGUAUACUUGAGGCUCAAAAAGCUGGAGAUAAACGCCAAGCGACCAUGGCUCUCCAGAAAGUCGUCGAGCGGUAUAACUAUAACGUUCCAGAAGGUGUACAUCUGGCUAUCCUAUUAAGAUGUGCAAUUCGCUUGCUUAUAAAACAGUUUGAGACUGAAGAGGACCUCGAUAAGCAAGCGGUAAAGGCUCUGCUCAGUCUAUUUGAGGGUGCAUUGAAGGCGGCAAAGGAAGCAAGCAAAAAACCGAACAAGACCUCCGCAAGCGACUUCACAGUGACUGAGUUGGAGUGGUUCUCUAAGUCCAGCUACAACCUGGCUUUGAAAUAUUGCGCCAGAAUGAGCCCCGAACACCUAGGUCAACUGCUCUUAGUAUGCGUUCAAUUUGUCGAGUUCCUUGAAGCAAAGUGCGCCGAGAAAUCAGAAAGGGGGCUGCUACUCCGCAAAAUUUUCUGUCAUUACCUUGCUACCACAGCAUACCUUACCGUGGCACGCAGUCAUGACAAUUCAGAACAGUCCCUGAACAACUAUCUCUCUGUUCGCAAACAUGGAAAGAUAUUCCGUGAGUUGGUCUAUACACAACUGUCCGCGGUGUCCGAGCUUGCACCGACAGCCCGCGACGACCUUGUUGCGAAACACACUCAGGUGCUCACUUAUGAACUUGAAGCCCUUCUAAAGCUCGCCGACUGGUCCUCCAUUGACGAACUGCUCGACUCUGCUUUCACAUUUGACGUCUCAUCGCACCUCGCCACCUUAGCCGACCUUAUUCUCCUCAUACAUUCUACUCUCGUAACAGACCUCGCACUCUCGCACUCUGAAGCUGGCAGAACGCAUCAAUCGCACGUCCUCAAAUCUCUACAGAAGGUCAUCAAUGCAGCCUGGAAAGCAUCAUCAUCCACGACGGACCCCUCAACAGAGGAUAUAACGAAACUCGCACGCUGGAUUCGUUGCCUCUUUCAGAUUGCAGUCAAUAUUGACGAAAAGGUUAGUCUGCAGUGUCUCGAUCAGGCCACCCGUACGGCGGAGCGGUUGAAGGCGCAUGGAAACGUAUAUCCUAAAGUUGAGCUAGAGUGGCUGGCGACCACAGCAUUCAAUCGGGGCGUAGAUGCAUAUUGUGCGGGCGAUGACGAAGCUUGUCAGUUGUGGGCCGUGAAAGCAAUGGCACUGGCGAGAACCGGGGAUGAAAACGAAGAGAAAAACGGGUUGCUUAGGACUCUACUGGGCAACUAUUCGAGGUUGCAAUGGGAUAGAGUUGAUCAGUAG